Didymodactylos carnosus is the source of this 414-nucleotide messenger RNA. Lineage: Eukaryota; Metazoa; Rotifera; Eurotatoria; Philodinida; Philodinidae. The record is from the annotation of a GenBank genome assembly.
AUGAUAGAACUGACCACGAUGCACAUUCAUAGAUAUAAUGGCGAAUUCCUUCCAGGUGUCCUUGGUACAUCAAAUAUUCCAAAUGUUGCGACAGCUGGAAGUAUUUUGUAUGAUGCAAAUGGACUGAAAAUUUGCAAAGUAAGUGGAAUUGGUAAAGGAAAAUAUGUACCAUAUAAAAAUAUAGAUUUCGAAAAUACUAUGAAAAUAACAAUUCCGUCUGCGGACAGUAUUGAUUCACGUAUAUCUGCUACAGCCACAUCGUCCCAGCGUGCCAUUAGAAAAUCUAACAAUAUCCGUGUAUGUCCUGGCGACGGUUGUACAGCUAGUUUUGAAACCGAGGAAGGACUAAAUAUUUAUAUAGCUCUGAAUCUUCAUACACAGAUGAAUAUAAAGCAUGCAUUGAAUGAUGAUUGA